CAACGUCACAAGCAUUUUACGUCACGCCAUCGUCUCGUCAUUCAUCUUUUUUGCUGAAGGUGAAAAGAUUAUUUUUAUUUUUUCGGUUCCUGAAAUCGGUUCAAUUGGAGUAAAAAUAAUAGAGACUGUUUUCCCAUUAUCGAGUAAAUUAUGAGUGCUCCCGCUUUAUUCGCGUGCUCACGUUGCUUCGCCCGUUUUCCUUUCGAAGAAUUAUCCGCAGGUCAGCAGCUUUGCAAAGAAUGUCGCGGUGCGUUUCCAGUCGUCAAAUGCACGUACUGUCGUUCGGAAUUUCAGCAAACGUCCAAAGGUAACACGAGCACGAUUUGUAAAAAGUGCGAGCAAAACGUAAAGUCUUACGGCAAACCGACGGCGUGCGAGUACUGCAACAUAAUAGCGGCUUUUAUUGGCAACAAGUGCCAAAGGUGCACCAAUUCGGAAAUCAAAUACGGGCCGCCAGUUAAUUGCGAACAGUGCAAACAAAAAUGUGCUUUUGACAGGCAAGACGAUGACAAAAAGGUUGACGGAAAACUCUUAUGCUGGCUAUGCACUUUAUCAUUUAAAAGAGCCCUGGCCAAAACCAAGCAAGGCGAUGCUGAAAGGAGGGCGCACCUUAAAAGGACCGGGGUGCAUAAAAAGCACAAAGAAAAGAUGCGCGGGCAUAACAAGCGUCCCAAUCGGCCUGACGUCACGAAAAUGCCAGUUCCUGAGGAUCAACCCCCUAAUAAAAUGGCCAGGAACAAUUCAGGGCCUGGUAUGAUUCGGGCUGAAUUGGACCCAAAUAGUUCCGAUCACGUUGUGGCCAUGACGCAGCUCAGAGAAGAAAUCGCCAGCUUGAAGAAGCAGAAUGCGCAAAAGGACUCUCAGUUGCUUGUCAAAGAUAAAAUGAUAACCGAACUGAAAGCGAAACAUUUUACUGCCGAAAACGAGUCGCGCAAUCGCUUCAAAACACUGCAGAAAGAGAACGAUUUCAAGACUCAGACGAUGAACAACCGAAUAAACGGCCUUCUAAAGCAAGUCGCCAGCCUUUCGAAACAGGUCAAGAAGAAUCCAAGGGAAUCGGGAAGUUUCGGCAACACCAGCGCGGCUUCGCCCGCCGCUCAGAGUCCGGCUACCGCUUCGCCGGCCGCCGGGUCGCCGAUGCCGGCGCCGGUUGUCAAUUCUGACAAAUCUGAUACCAACAACAGUAGCGGUUCGGAUAGUCCGACUCAAUAGUUUAAUUGUAUUUGAAUGAAUCUUCGUUCACCAUCUACAAGCUGAAAAACUUCACACUGUUGCCAAAUGACUGAAAAUUAUGUGAUAUUUUUUUUGUUUACUUUUUAUUGUAUUUGUUAGGCUUUUUUUUAUAAUAAAACAUAUCAGAUUUUUGACAAACUGGUGAAAUUAUUUAGCAGUUAUUUU
Molecule: messenger RNA, 1398 nt
Organism: Ceutorhynchus assimilis (cabbage seed weevil)
Lineage: Eukaryota; Metazoa; Arthropoda; Insecta; Coleoptera; Curculionidae
Source: the annotation of a GenBank genome assembly